CUCAGCGAAUCAGUCUCAGCAAAUCCAUUGAACAAGUUCGAACUGUUUAACCGUUCCGUAAAGCCAUAAGAAAAUGAUUUUUAGUGAAAAAUUCAUCUCAUCGAUUGCAAUAACUGCAUGGAUUAUUUGUGCACAUUGGACGGGUUUCGCCGUCAGCGUCAAUUGUGAUAUUGAACCCAAGAAUAAUGACGGUAAACUGAGAAAGAGUCUGUUUUGCAAAUAUGACCGAACAGUUCAUCCAGCGCUGAACGGCGAUGCGGUGACCGUUACUCUGAAAAUGAUUGUGAAAGGAUUUUCGUUUGACGAGCAUGAAAAAGUAUUAUUGGUAUCGUCAUGGUUAUCGAAGUCAUGGCAAGACGAUAAUCUGAAAUGGACACCAGCAGAAUUUAAUGGCAUUAACCACCUUGUCGAGUCAAGUGAGGAACUGUGGCAGCCUGAUUUGCAGUUGUUUAAUAGUGACAUUGCAUCCGUUCACGAUGAUCAAUGUAGAAUCUCUAACUGCGACAUUUCUUCCACUGGUCACGUGGCUUGCAUUCCUCCUUGCGUUCAUUCAGCCCGUUGUGCACCCGAUUUAACGGCAUGGCCAUUCGAUUCAGUAAAUUGUACGCUGCACAUCGGAACUUGGAUUAAUUCAGCCGAUGAAGUGGAUCUAAAAUUGAAACAGCUUAUCAUCCCUGAGUCUGAUUUGCAGUCUCAAGAUCAAAGUUGGAAAAUGGUAAAAGUGCUCUACACGCGAAAUCACGGAAAUUUUUCGUCGACCUCAAAAACGUAUCCGUCUGUUACGUUCACGUUUCUACUAGAACGUCAUUCUGCUGAACACGCCGCUACAUUUUUAGUGCCAGCAUUAAUAAUGGCCUCAAUAAAUCUAAUUACUUCGUGGUUGUCACCUGAAAUGUCUGAAAGAUUGAUGCUUUUAGCCCUCAAUAUCCUAUCACAUUUCCUUUACAUGCAACAAUUGUCGUGGUACAUACCGUUCAAUGGCGACAUAUGCCCAACAAUCGUGUUGUGUUUCCGUGAUUCGCUAAUCAUCACCGGUUUUCUUCUGAUAAACACAAUAGUUGUCCGCGGAUUUACAUCAUGCGGAUUAGAAGUACCAAAUUGGAUUGGUAGUACCACCGGAUUUGUGGGCUCGAAUAAAUUCGGAGAAUUAUUUUUAUCGAAGAGUUACUUGAUUGACAGACAACCUCUUCAUUCGGAACAAUGUGAAGAAACGGCCGAUGUUAAUGUAACUGAACCACAGACUCUACCAACAGUUACCAUUAAACCGCCCACAAAUACGUGGAAACUUUUCGCUAAGUACAUUGACCGAUUGCUGUUUAUCAUCGUGUUCGUACUGUAUGUCUGCAUGUAUUUUGCUUUGGUGCCAAGUGGUUACAAGUUUGCUGAGCCAAGAGGAGAUAUUGAAGUCCUUGGAGUGUAGCAACGCACUUGAAUGUACCGACAUUGUACGGGCAUCUGUUAUCGACAAUGAAGUCAAAAGAUAAGCUAGUGGUCCUUUAUAUAACAAAACUUAUAAUAAAACUAACAAAAUAAAAGAUUUUCCAUCAAACACUAAA
This is a messenger RNA of Bradysia coprophila, 1556 nucleotides long. RefSeq names its product neuronal acetylcholine receptor subunit alpha-2-like. The record is from RefSeq and is a predicted model, not a curated record. Gene Ontology annotation, cellular component: membrane. NCBI's taxonomy places the organism in Eukaryota, Metazoa, Arthropoda, Insecta, Diptera, Sciaridae. Gene Ontology annotation, biological process: monoatomic ion transmembrane transport. Gene Ontology annotation, molecular function: transmembrane signaling receptor activity; extracellular ligand-gated monoatomic ion channel activity.